AUGGCACGCAAAAUCAUUGAAAAUGAAAAUGAGAAGUCACUUGCUAUUAAAAAGAUCCAUGUACCAGCUGAUCAUUCUGAUUUAAGUGCAUCAUAUAACAAUAUUUGUGGUGGUCAUUACUAUAUCGAUCUUUAUGAUCUUGCAUUGAGCUAUUAUGAUCAAUCAGUUAAAAUCAAAUUGAAAACACUUCCUGCUGAACAUCCUUCUACUGAAGAUACCUACAAGAACAUAGGUCUUGUAUGUCAAGAUAAAGGUGAAUUAGAAGAAGUAUUGAAAUUAUAUAAGAAGUCACUGAUAAUCUAUGACAUGGCAUUGCUAGUAAAUCGUCCAGAAACAUUGUAUAUCACAAAUAAUAUUCAAGUUGUAGAAGAUAAAAUGCGGAGAAAUAAAUAA
Molecule: messenger RNA, 393 nt
Organism: Rotaria socialis
Lineage: Eukaryota; Metazoa; Rotifera; Eurotatoria; Philodinida; Philodinidae
Source: the annotation of a GenBank genome assembly